UCGUAUACCGCGACUGCGCUUGUUAUCGCGCAAUAUGUUCAUUACAUGUUAAGCCAUCGGGCCGCUUUAGUUAUCCACCUGCUGACACACCGAAUACAGCUCCUAUUUUCUCAUUAGCAUCACUGCCAUUCUUCGCACGACACCCGCCGCGAUCGUGAACAUGAUGCGAAUGCGUUGCUAAACCGAAGCCGUAUUAAAAAAGUGUCUGGUGACACUUAACAAUUUUUCAUGUUUUUUAUAAAUUAAUAAAGUGUAAAUUACAUUAUAUAUCUAAAAAUAUAUUUUUAUUGAACUACUUGUUUUUACUAAUUUUUUAACAAUCAUCAACGCCGAUAUCUGUUUUUGGCAUCAUCAUGUUUCCCGCAACAGGAAUAACAGCGCGACAACGUCUGUUAAUCGUAUUGUUUUGCGUACACGCGCAUUUUUCGUAUGGUUUCACGAGGGAGGACGACAUUUGUUACUGGCAUCAUCCACAUGUCAACGACCAUCCCGAAUGCGGCUUUGUGAAGAGUCGGCAACGACUCGUUUGUUUCAACGGUCUGAAAGAUGAAUGGAAGGCGCGGGCUGACAGUGUGCAAGUACUUAUUCUUUGCGAAUGGCCGAAAGCAACGUUCGACCCGCAAGUGGUUCUACAGGGAUUUACGUUCCUGAGAAAGUUAAUGAUCGCGAACAGUAACUUGACUCGAUUGUCAACCGCAUUCCCGAAAGAGGUGGAAUUUCUCGAGAAAAUCAAUGUGACCGGCACCAAGCUACGCACCCUUCCGAAAGAUGCGUUCUCUAAUCUACGGGCUUUGAGAUGCCUCGACUUAAGGAACAAUGCUCUCGAAGAGAUCGACAUUACGAUCUUUAACGUGCCUACGUUAAAGCAUAUCCACUUAACUGGUAAUCCAUUGAGAUGUACGGAGGAUACAGCGUGGAUUUUGGACUUCAGCGAAGGAUCAGCCGCGAGCAAAGUCGUCGACAAAGACAAAUUACUUUGUGCCACGCCAUAUGAUGGAAGACCGCUUGUCCCGGUCGUCGAGAUAAUCACCUUAAGGGAGGAGUGCAAGCGCACAGUCUGCGACUGCGAACUGGUUUACGUGGUUGUACGCGUGGAUAAACUUACGCAGAAGCAAGUUAUACCUUUUACUUCGGUUAACUGUAGCCACCGCGGCUUAACCGAAAUGCCCAGCUUCUUACCCGCAAAUACAACGACUCUUCGUUUAACUGGAAACAAGAUCACGGAUCUAAGUCCGCUCACAACGAAUCUCGCCUACAAAUGGGUACUGGAUCUUUACAUGGACGAUAAUCUGGUGGAAUCUAUCGUUCGAUUGGAAGGAUCAGACUGGCUAGACCGUUUCCGACUCCUUAAUCUUCGAGGGAAUAAACUUAUUGACUUGCCUACCUACGCUCUGGAAAACGCAUUGCUGCACAACGUCAAUGUAGCCGGCCUGUAUCUCGGCAAUAAUUCGUGGACAUGCGACUGCCACUUUACACCGGGCUUUCAAGAUCUCCUGAUCAGACACUCAAAUUUGAUGAAAGAUAUCAAUGACAUAAGAUGUGCAUUUACAAAUGACAAUGAUAAUUCAAAUAAGCAGAUUCGCCAUCUUACGCGAACGGAGAUCUGCAUUUCACCGGACGAAGAUCCUUGGCUCCAUCCUCUUGACGUUUUGAACAUCGUAUUGGCGUCAUUAAUAUUCCUCGUGCUUGGCAAGCUUUUGUACGAUUAUUGGUCUUUUAAGAAAAGUGGAAGGCUACCUUGGAUCGUCUCCAAAAUACCAUGAUAGGGAUACAAGUACAUCCUUUAUCUCUUGUGGAAAUGUGAAUCAAGUAUAUUGAGUGUAAGUCACUAGGAUAAUGUUGAAGAUUGUACUAAAAAACUUAUAUGUAUCCAUAUUUAAAUAUAUAUUUUUAUUUAAA
Messenger RNA from Ooceraea biroi (clonal raider ant), 1899 nucleotides. It is a transcript of the gene swi2, whose product is annotated as Protein singed wings 2. Lineage: Eukaryota; Metazoa; Arthropoda; Insecta; Hymenoptera; Formicidae. The record is from RefSeq and is a predicted model, not a curated record. Gene Ontology annotation, cellular component: plasma membrane. Gene Ontology annotation, molecular function: protein binding.